Molecule: messenger RNA, 1028 nt
Organism: Tremella mesenterica DSM 1558
Lineage: Eukaryota; Fungi; Basidiomycota; Tremellomycetes; Tremellales; Tremellaceae
Exons: 10
Coding region: 57-1028 (323 amino acids)
Biological process (GO): Golgi organization
Cellular component (GO): endoplasmic reticulum-Golgi intermediate compartment; membrane; endoplasmic reticulum
Source: RefSeq, a predicted model, not a curated record
CCCAUUCGUUCUCAUCCCGUGGCUUGUCUCUCCUCCCUGAGACUCACCCGUCCAACAUGGCUCAACGUAUACAUCUGAAUCCUAAUGCUCCUCGCGCUCCCAUGAUGCAAGGCUAUCAGCCUGAUCCCAUUGGAUCCCGCCUCCCUACCCAAACGAGCGACAACGAGACACUUGCUCGUGUUCAACGCAUGAGCUCGAAGAUGGAAGACAUCAUAGAGACUUACACCCAACCCAUCAGACCCUACGUUCCCGCCAUCUCGCGCUUCUUGAUCGUCGUCACAUUCUUCGAAGACGCUUUGAGGAUCGUUAUGCAAUGGAGUGAUCAGCUGUGGUACCUUCAUAAACACCGACAUAUGCCAUGGGGAAUUUCUCAUUUGUUCCUCUUUUGUAAUGUGCUCGCCAUGUCAGCUGGAUCUGUGGGAGUGAUCACCCGGAGAUACGUGGAAUUUGCCGUGAUUGCCCUCUUCGGUGUGAUCGUAGCGCAAGGUGUGGGAUACGGACUCAUCUUCGACUUGUCAUUCUUCGCCCGUAAUCUGAGUGUAAUCGGGGGCCUUUUGAUGGUCUUCUCCGACUCGUUGCAGAAGAACAAGAAACUCUUUGCUGGUCUUCCGACGAUAAGUGAGACAGACAGAAGGAUGUACUUCCAACUCGCGGGUCGUACCCUUCUCAUCUUCCUCUUCGUUGGUUUCAUUUUCCAAGGCAACUGGUCCAUCUCCCGUGUGCUGGUCUCGAUCGUCGGAUUCGGAGCGUGUAUCAUGGUGGUAGUCGGGUUCAAAGCCAAAUGGAGUGCUAUGUUCCUGGUAGCGCUCUUGAGCAUCUUCAAUGUUUUCAUAAACAACUGGUGGAGUGUGCACAGAGCGCACCCUCAGAGAGACUUCUUGAAAUAUGACUUUUUCCAGACUUUAUCUAUCGUCGGUGGCUUACUGCUACUGGUCAACAUGGGUCCGGGUGGAAUAUCUGUCGACGAGAAGAAGAAAGUCAGUUUGAUACUCCCAAUGUUGACGUCGGCUUACGAGCAGGUCUACUAA